Messenger RNA from Sphaeramia orbicularis (orbiculate cardinalfish), 1414 nucleotides. It is a transcript of the gene paqr5b, whose product is annotated as progestin and adipoQ receptor family member Vb. Gene Ontology annotation, cellular component: membrane. The transcript has 8 exons. Lineage: Eukaryota; Metazoa; Chordata; Actinopteri; Kurtiformes; Apogonidae. Bases 111 to 1151 code for a protein of 346 amino acids. Gene Ontology annotation, molecular function: signaling receptor activity. The record is from RefSeq and is a predicted model, not a curated record.
CAGAAGGGGUGGAACCUGAGCACGUCAUGGCAACGUUCACCUUCUAAACCCGAAGGUGGAGCGGCGGCUUCACCUCAGACCAGCUCAGUUCUCCAGCAGCAGCAGCAGUCAUGCUCAGCCUCAUCAAACUACCACGGGUCUUCACUAUAAAUCAGGUUCCCAAAGUUUUCCAUGAAGACUGCAUCAUCUCAGGCUACCGUUACCCCCACAGCUCAGCUACCGACUGCGUCCUGAGCCUCUUCCAGCUGACCAAUGAGACGCUCAACAUCUGGACACACUUUCUGCCCACCUGGUAUUUCCUGUGGAAGCUGGUGACGGUGGUGGUGAUGCAGAUGGCAUGGCAGGACUCCUUCACCUGGCCUCUGCUGGUUUACCUUCUUUCCUGCUGCAUUUAUCCGCUGGCGUCCAGCUGCGCUCACACCUUCAGCACCAUGUCGGCCAGAGCGCGACACAUCUGCUUCUUUUUUGACUACGGAGCGCUCAGUUUCUACAGCCUGGGUUCAGCAGUUACAUACUCUGCUUACAUCUUCCCUGAUCAGUGGGUUAACAGUGUCUUUCACCGCUUCUACAUCCACAUCGCUGUGAUUAACACUGUCAUCUGCACUGGCCUGGCCUGCUACUCCAGGCUUGGUUUACCAUUUCUGCAAUAUAAUCACCACACCAUAAAGAGAUUCCCUGAAUGCCAGAGUCCGAAGUUCAGCAAAGUAGUUCGUGUGGUGGCGUUCGCCUACCCCUACCUGUACGACAGCAUUCCACUCUUCUACAGGGUGUUCCUGUGUGUAGGUGAUGGCUGUACUGACAACGACACUAACACACUCCACUACAACCACAUCGCCCUGGCGUUCUUCACAGGCUUUCUGUUCGCCACGCAUUUACCUGAGCGUCUAGCACCGGGCAGCUUUGACUACAUAGGCCACAGCCAUCAGCUGUUCCAUGUGUGCGGCAUCCUGGGUACCCACUUCCAGAUGAAGGCCAUUGAACAGGACAUGCUAACACGCCGGCCUUGGCUCUUGAAAAACUCUGUUGCCAUCACGUUUUCCAACUCAGUUGGGGCAGCGCUUCUUUGUUUGGUGUUAAAUUUGAUGAUCAUCUUCGUCUACAGUCUGCCUCUCCUCUCAUCCUCAGCCUCCCGAGACAAAAAAACACAAUAAAGGUCCAAAGGCUGCAUCAGCCAGGGCCCAUGUCCACUGAGUGUCAGGCUUCACACCAGAGGUAUGCUGAGAGUAAAUACAACACUGGGAGGAAUAGGAUGUUCCAGCAGGAGUGAAGCUCAUGUCUGAGUGAACAAUCACUGGCUAUCUGCACUAAACUAACGCCAGUAUUUGGCCUCAGACACAGCUAUGACCACUGUAAAGUGAAAAUAACACCCUAUGUUGCACAAACAAAAUGGAAAUUUAACAAAAUAUUUGUUUGC